AUGAUUCAGCCGCCAGUUUGUCAGCAGCUGGAGAAGGAAGCAGGGGACAUCCAGACUCAGCUGACUUCCUUAGCUCCGGGCAUUGCCCGCACGUUGAAUGACUCCUUGUUGGCCAGGCACUGGACAAGUGGCCGGAGCAGGCUCCGUUGUGCCGUAGCCCUGGCCAGUGCUGUGAUCCGGGCAGAGCUCUCCCCAUCCUACCAGGAGCUGAAUGAGGGGUUGGACCAGGGGGUUGAGAACUCUGAGCAAGCAGAGGAGCGGGCCAAGAAGCCGGUCAAAAUCGAGGGUGUCGUGCCAGCCCUAGACAGCGAGUCUGCCGCUAGCAGCAUCCGCUUCAGCAAGGCCUGCCUGAAGAACGUCUUCUCCAUCCUCCUCAUCUUCAUCUACCUGCUGCUCGUGGCCGUGGCUGUCUUCCUGGUCUACCAGACCAUCACGGACUUCCGUGAGAAACUCAAGCACCCUGUCAUGUCCGCGUCUUACAAGGAGGUGGACCGCUAUGAUGCCCCAGGUAUUGCGCUGUGCCCUGGCCAGGCUCAGUCGCUCAGCUGUAAGCACCACUAUGAGGUCUUUCCUCCUCUGAGGAGUCCCGGCCAGCCGGGAGACAUGAACUGUACCACCCAGAGGAUCAACUACACAGACCCUUUCUCCAAUCAGACAGUGAAGUCUGCCCUGGCUGUCCGGGGCCCGCGGGAAGUGAAGGAGUGGGAGCUGGUCUUCCUGCAGUUCUGCCUGAACGAGAGCAGCGAGGACUUUAGUGCCAUCAACUACCUGCUCUUCUCCUCUUACCACGAGUUCCUGCAGAGCCCAGACAAGGCGGGCUUCAUGCAGUCCUGUGAGAGUGCCUAUUCCAGCUGCAAGUUCUCUGGGGGCUUCCGCACCUGGGUCAAGAUGUCACUGGUGGAGGCCAAGGAGGAGGAUGGGCGGGAAGCAGUGGAGUUCUGGCAGGAGACGAGUGUGGUGAACUAUAUUGACCAGAGGCCAGCUGCUGAAAGAAGCGCUCAGUUGUUAAUUGUGGUCUUUGACUGGAAGGAUCCUUUCAUCCAGAAAGUCCAAGAUCAUAUCAUCACUGCUAAUCCUUGGAACACCACUGCUUUUCUCUGUGGGGUCUUUUUGGCAUUAUGCAAAGCAGCAGAAUUUGCCACACUGAGUGUGAAAUGGAUGAUCAAAAUUCGUAGGAGAUACCACAAAAGAAGGGGCCAGACAACAAACCACAUAAGCUGA
Molecule: messenger RNA, 1221 nt
Organism: Echinops telfairi (small Madagascar hedgehog)
Lineage: Eukaryota; Metazoa; Chordata; Mammalia; Afrosoricida; Tenrecidae
Product: proton-activated chloride channel-like
Cellular component (GO): cell surface
Source: RefSeq, a predicted model, not a curated record